This is a messenger RNA of Purpureocillium takamizusanense, 1763 nucleotides long. RefSeq names its product Glutathione synthase (gene GSH2). Bases 180 to 1733 code for a protein of 517 amino acids. Gene Ontology annotation, molecular function: glutathione binding; glutathione synthase activity; ATP binding. The transcript has 4 exons. Gene Ontology annotation, cellular component: cytosol. The record is from RefSeq and is a predicted model, not a curated record. NCBI's taxonomy places the organism in Eukaryota, Fungi, Ascomycota, Sordariomycetes, Hypocreales, Ophiocordycipitaceae. Gene Ontology annotation, biological process: glutathione biosynthetic process.
CGAAGCGCCGCUCGCCCGCGCUAUUAAAUUAUUAAUCCACCCGACGUUCGCAUCGCAACCACGUCUUCCAGCCAUCUCGAGGUUGACCAACACAGGUGGUCGUCUCACUCAUCAGCACUCAAACCAUUCGUUCGCCGUUUUUGGUCAACGCCAAGCAGGGCCUCAAGUGCGACGUUGUCAUGUCUACUCUCGUGGCAGGGUCAACAUAUCCGCCGCAGCUCACGGAUGUUGAGCGUGAUAACCUCGUCCUGGCAAUCAAGGACUGGUCCAUUGGUAAUGGGCUCGCCAUCCGACCCCCUCCUGCUGUGAUACCCAUCAAUGCAGACCCCGCCGGUAUUGCUGCCAUAAACGCGCCAGUCACCCUAUUUCCGAGCCAGUUCCCGCGGAUAUGCUUCGAGCAGGGCAAGGCUGUUCAACAGACGUACAACGACCUGUACGCCGCCGUCAGCCGCGACGAGGACUUUCUCGCCCAUAUUGUGAAGGAGGUCGCCGACGGCGACGACUUCAUUCGGAACCUAUGGCAAAUUCAUCUGAAGGUCAAGCAGGAGGGAUACACUCAGCCGCUGUCCCUUGGUCUGUUCAGGUCGGACUACAUGGUUCAUCAAGAUGCCUCCACUACGCCACCCUCGUUGACGGCUAAGCAAGUUGAGUUCAAUACAAUCGCUUCAUCUUUUGGCGGCCUCUCUUGCUUGACUUCAAAGCUCCACCGAUACCUGGCCGCGACUGAGUAUCCCUUGAUAAAAGAGGGAAUUCCAGCUGGCUCGCUUGACCUUCCGGAAAGUAGUGCAGUCAAAGGCCUUGCUGGCGGCAUUGAGGCAGCUUUCAACGCUUACCCGCCUUCGGAGCUUGGCCAUCCCAAGUGUAUCAUCUUUCUCGUCCAAGGCGAUGAACGCAAUGUCUUCGACCAGCGCCACCUUGAGUACCAAAUCGCCAGCUCUUCUCCAAAAGCCCCUGUCUUUAGACUUGCCUUCUCCGACAUACUCACCUACACCACAGUCGCCAACACUCCAAAGCGCCAGCUCCUUUAUCGCUUGCCUCGCAACCCAGAAAAAGUAUUUGAGGUGGCAGUCAUUUACAUGCGCGCUGGGUACGGCCCAGGUGAUUAUCCCGACCAGCGAGCCUGGGAUGCACGUUACCAUCUAGAGCGCUCAGCAGCCAUCAAAUGCCCCACCGUUCUCACCCAACUCGCCGGCACGAAGAAGGUGCAGCAGGUCCUUGCCACGCCGCGAUCUUCAUCCGCACCUUCGAUGCUUGGGCGCUUCAUCAAUGAUGACACUCCUGCCGCGGGAGACUUGUGGAGGACGUUCACAAACAUAUAUCCCAUGGACACGUCCGAGGCCGGGUUGGAGGCACGCCAGAAGGCCCUCGACCCCGUGACGUGCCAAGCUUACGUUCUCAAGCCGCAGCGUGAGGGUGGAGGCAACAACAUCUAUCGAGGUGCCAUCCCCGGCUUCCUCAAAUCCGUCCCUGAGGAGCACUGGGGGUCUUUUAUCCUCAUGGAGUUGAUCACACCGCCUCCGGUAUCUAAUCUAAUCCUGCGCAACGGCAAGGUCGAGCAGGGCGGCGUCAUUUGCGAGCUGGGCGUGUACGGUACGUGUCUGUGGAAUCAGAACAGCGGAGAAGUGUUUCGAAAUGAGGAAGCGGGCUACCUCUUGCGCACAAAGGGCGACAAGAGUGAAGAAGGCGGCGUUGCGGCAGGCUAUGGAUGCAUGGACAGCUGCUCCCUUGUGUAGGCGCUUAUAGAGGAAUAGACACAAUGGAGC